Molecule: messenger RNA, 3442 nt
Organism: Dermatophagoides farinae (American house dust mite)
Lineage: Eukaryota; Metazoa; Arthropoda; Arachnida; Sarcoptiformes; Pyroglyphidae
Cellular component (GO): cytoplasm; nucleus
Molecular function (GO): calcium ion binding; protein serine/threonine phosphatase activity
Source: RefSeq, a predicted model, not a curated record
UUAAUACUAAUAAUCAUCAUCAAUUAUCAUCGAAUAAUGGUGAUCAUAACAACAACAACAACAACAACAACAAUGAUCGUCAUCAUAUACAUCAGCAACCACAUCGGAAUAAAACGUUAAAUGUUCAUGAUGAAUUUGAAUUAUAUCGGCUUAUUUUUCUACGACAACCAAAUGGACAAUCAUUUCGUAAUAUUUUGCUUGUACUUUGUCAAGUGAAACAGAAUAAAAAUGAAAAAGAGAUUUAUUUGGAUGAAUGUAAAAUUCGUGCAAACACAUUGAAAGAAUUACGACAAUGUUAUAAUGAAAAAAAUGAACAUCAAAAUGAAUUACGUUAUAAAAUGGUACGAUUAAUAAAUAAACGUGAUUGUUGUAGAAAAAAAUUGAUUGAAAGAAAAAAUUAUCUACAACAAUCGGCACAACAAAAUCUUCAAACAUUCGAACAAUUAAAUGAUGCUACAACAACAAUGAUGAUGAUGAUGAUGAUGAUGAUUGGUAAUAACAAAUGAAUGAAUGAAUUAUUUUAUUAUGUUACUGUUUAUUGUUUCUAAUUCUAAUUAAUUUGAUAAUAAUUCUGUUAAAGAAUGAAAAUAAUUUUUCAAAUCAAUAUAUAAAUAGUGACUAUAAAUUAUUGAUAUCGAUGAAAUUCGUUGUAUCAAAAAUACGUUAUUUUUUUUUUUCAAUUUUUUUUUCAUUAAUUUAAAAAUAUAAAAAAAUUAUGAAAUCAUCAACAACAUCAACAAAGACAUCAUCAUCAUCAUCAUCAUCAUUGUCAUCAUCAUCGAUGUCAUCACAGAAAUCAUCUCGAAGUACAACAAAUUCAACUAAUUCUAUUGAAUCGAUUGGUAUGGGUGUUGGACAGCAGCAGCAGCAUCAGCAUCAGCAGAAUCAGCAGCAACAACAACCACAACCAUCAGUAGAUUUUCAUGGUUUUGAUAUGACACAAUUGCCUAAAUUAAAAGAAUUCACUAUUGCUAAAUUAGAACCAGAAAGUGGUUCACCAAUUGGUGAAUAUAUGUACAAUUGUAUUGCCUAUAUAUUCUAUUGUCCAUUACAUCGAAGAAUAAUGCUUAGCCUUAAUGAACGUAAUAAUGCUGUUUGGUUACCAUUUGUUGCAUUACAACCGGAUAAAACAUGGAAUAUGGCCACUACCGAAGGUAUUGCCAUAAUAUUCUCAAAAGAAGAUUCAGAAAUUGAUCCAAGAUUAGUGAAAACAAUACCAGUACAAAGUAUUAAUUGUGUCCACAUAUUGCGGAUACAAUUACCGAUGACAAAAAAAUUUAUUUAUCGUUUAAUACAAUUGGUCACAUUGGAUAGUGUUAAUCAACCACCUGGUGAUACAGCAACACAAUUUAAAUGCUGUACAAGUAGUAAACAUUUACAAUGGAUCGACAUGAAUGAUGCCAUCACCGGUAAUAUAUCCGGAUUAUGGGGUCCUGAAGUACCAAUGUUUGUAUCAUUCUUAGUGGAAACAAAUAAACCAAGAGAAAUAUCAGAAAUUGGUUUCAAUGUUGAUAAUUUGAUUACUAUGAUUGGACUGCAGGAUCUGAUUAAUCAACAACAACAACAACAACAGCAGCAGCAGAAUAAAAAUAUAGAUCAAAUAUUAGCAAAUACGUUUCAUAUAUCAAAAAUGGAUAUUGGAAAAAUUUAUAGCGAUUUUUUGGAACAUUGUUUUCCAUCAUUCUAUAUGACAUAUUGGUCAUUUUGUAGUUAUAUUAAUGAUUAUUUUCAUGAAUGUGAUACACUAUUACAGCUAUUUCAGGCAUUCAAUUCAAAUCGUUGUGGUUAUCUAACAUUUCAAGAAUUUUUCUCUGGUAUCGUUUCAAUAGAACCUGGUUGUCCAAAUACAAAUCAACGAUUACGUUUUAUAUUUCGUUAUUAUGAUCUGGAACGUCGUGAUCAUUUGGAUCAAAAUGAUAUGGCCAGAAUGUUUCGUGAUUUAAAUUGGAAUGAACAAUCGCUUGGUACAUGGAAAAAUUUUCCAAUAAAUUUUGAUCAAUUUAUUCAUUUAGUAUCAAAUGAUUCAAUACGUACAGAAUCAUUGUGUCGUGCAUCAAGUCCAUUAUUGGUGCAUAUUUGUCAUAAUUUUCAACGCCGUAAUGAUACAAGAAUUUCUGCAUAUCGUAAAAGUCGUGUUGAAUCAUCACAUCAUCAUCAUUCAUCAUCAGUUAUUGUUGAUAAAAGUCAUGGCCCUUGUUUAGCAUGUCGUGAACGUAAUUAUGAAUUUGGUUCACAUUGUGUACGUUUCGAUCCGAUUGGUCGUUGUAUUGAAGCUAGAAAUAUUCUUGAACACGAUGAUACAAACGAAUUGAAUAUCAGCAAUGAUCCAACGGUUAAUAAUGAUAAAAAUGAAAUGACUAUGCAUAAAUAUUCACAGGAUUAUGUAUUCUCAACUGUAUCGAUUGGUCCAACAUUUUUGGAUAUGUUACGAGAAUUUAAUGCUGCUAAUGCCGUACAACAACAACAACAACAAUCACGAAAAGAUCGACAUCAUCAACAACAACAACAACAUCAACCAUUGGGAUUUUUUGCUGGUACUGAUAAUAAUCAUGAUCUAUUUAUUCGUUAUGUAACCAUUCUAUGUCAAAAUGUUCGUGCAAUAUUUGAUUGUGAAGAUAAAUUGAUACGUAUAAAUUCAUCAUCAUAUAUUAUUGGUGAUAUUAUCGGUGAUUUAGGUAAUUUAAUCAAAAUGGAACGAGCCCUAUGGACAAGUGUUCCAGUUGUACCCAGUAAUUAUGUUUUUCUUGGCAAUUAUGUUAAUGGUAUUGGCAUUAAUUCAAUGGGAAUCGAAUGUAUAUUGUAUUUGUUUGCAUUGAAAAUUAUUACACCAAAUAAAUUUUUUCUACUACGUGGCCAUAAUGAAUGUAGACAAAUGCAGAAAAAUAAAUUUCAAUCAGAAUGUAAUCGAAAAUAUGGUGAUAAAAGUGGACAUAUUCUUUAUGAAUUGAUCAAUGAUAUAUUCGAUCGUAUGCCAUUGGCUAUAAUAAUCGAUGAAUCGGUUGCAUGUGUUAAUAAUAAUCUGCCCAUUCGUACGACCACAUCGAUUGAUGAUAUUAAUAAUAAUUUACCAAAAGAAUUAAAAGAUCCAAAUCAAUUUCCUAUAGUUAAAGAAAUAUUGAUCAACGUGUCUAGAAUGAAUACUGCUGAUGAUAAUCAAAAUAUUGAUUAUUUAAAUCGUAAUGGUCUUACACAUUUGAUACGUGCUAAUCAACAAUUGGAUCGUGGUUUUCAUAUUGGUGGCCAAAAACGUAUUAUUAAUUUAUUUAGUGUACCAAAUUCAUCAGCAAUAAUUGGUUCUUCUGCUGCUACAAACACUGGUGGACGUAAUGAUCAUGAAUUGACAGUAGUGGUAGUCGAUUCACCAAAGAUUCGAAUCAUUAAAAUCAAUACAAUAAUUGAAUGAAUGAAACAACAAAAAAAAACCAAACCGUACAACCAAAUA